This is a messenger RNA of Pocillopora damicornis (cauliflower coral), 1267 nucleotides long. RefSeq names its product ubiquitin-conjugating enzyme E2 Z. Lineage: Eukaryota; Metazoa; Cnidaria; Anthozoa; Scleractinia; Pocilloporidae. Gene Ontology annotation, cellular component: nucleus. The record is from RefSeq and is a predicted model, not a curated record. Gene Ontology annotation, biological process: negative regulation of apoptotic process. Gene Ontology annotation, molecular function: cysteine-type endopeptidase inhibitor activity.
UUCACAACAUGGCGGAGAAAGGUUCCGGGUUGGAACUGUCAUCAGAAGCCCCAUGGCAGCGUGUUAAACAUCCUACGGCCAAUUUUUCUGCACUUUGCCUUUUCAGAAUCAAGAGAGAUAUUACAAGCAUGUACAAAGAGCCACCUCCUGGUCUGUACGCAGUAGCAGAUGAAAACGACAUCACAAAGGUUCAUGCUUUGGUCAUUGGUCCUCGUGGCACACCAUAUGAGGGGGGGUUUUAUUAUUUCCUUAUCGCCUUUACCCCUGAUUACCCAAUCAAACCUCCUAAAGUACGUCUAUUGACAACAGGAAAUGGGAGAGUCAGAUUUAACCCCAAUCUGUACAAAAAUGGCUUAGUUUGUCUUAGUAUUUUAGGAACAUGGCCUGGCCCUGCAUGGAGUCCUGCCCAGACCCUCUCUAGUCUACUGAUAUCAAUCCAGUCUCUUAUGAAUGAAAAACCAUAUCACAAUGAACCGGGAUAUGAAGGCAAGGAGGCCUACAAAGAUGACAGCAAAAGAUAUAAUGAAUGCAUUCAGCAUGAAAACCUUAGAGUUGCUGUCUGUGAUAUGUUAGAAGGAAAACUAAAUUUUCCUCCAGCUCUCAGAAAACGAAUGGAGAAGUUAUUCCUUGGGUUUUAUGACAGAUAUUCAUCAGUUGUUAAGGAAAAUAUGCUCUCUAAUGGAAAAAGGAUGAAGGAUCCCUUCGGGGAGAAUGAGGGAAAGUUGGAUUAUGCGUCGAUAAAAUACAGACUAGACGCAAUUAAGAGCCGCCUUGAUGAGAAGAAGGCUAUGGGGCAUGAAUUGGACGACUCAUCGAGUGAAGAAGAAGAAGAACAAAAACAGACAAGAGAGGAGAAUGCUCCAGAAAUAGAUGACUGGGACGCCUUUCUAUAUGACGACGACUGAUUUGAAUUCAGGAAAAGAAUUUUUUCUUGCGAUUACAUUGUUCAGGACACAAAAGGAUGUGUUAAACCGAUGACCAUUUCAUAAGCUAUUUAUACUGUUACUGUUUUACAGGUUUCAUAAAAACGCGAGGUGAAUUAUAUUGUAAAGUAAGACAUAAAAGAAUAAUUGUACGCACAUCGAGUUCCAGAUUUCUAAGCCUUACUAGUUUGUUUAACGUUAGUGUUAUACUUUCAAGAUUUCUUUAGCAAUGCGUUUUUUCGGAGAACUUUGUCACUGUUUAAAUUAACCCAACCAAAAGCUCUACUCGAGGAAUAUUAAUGUUAGAAUAUUUCUUAGCAGUUCCAGUACAUUAUCUUUUUAAG